CCCACCAUUCGCUCAGUGGCUGUUGUCAACCAAAUGCGUUAACGCUUUGACAGUUCACUGUCAAAGUGUUAUGUGAAACGAAAUUUACAGUGUUGUUUGUCGUCGAUUCCGAAUAUUUCGCUCAAAAAUUAGUUGCUAAACUCCUCGUCCGCGCACCAGCACCGAAACCGCCAAAAUGCCGGCACCAGCACCAGCUGCCGAAAAUGGGGCCCCCAGGACCGAACUGCAGGAGCUGCAGCUCAGAGCGGGACAAGUCACCGAUGAGUCUCUGGAGAGCACCCGGCGCAUGCUACAAUACUGUGAGGAGAGUUCGGAAGCCGGUACCAAGACGUUGGAAGCACUGGAUCAUCAAGGCGAGCCACGAGGUCGGGAUGAAAACCCUGGUCAUGCUGGAUGAACAGGGCGAACAACUGGACCGUAUCGAGGAUGGCAUGGACCAGAUCAACGCUGAUAUGCGAGAGGCCGAAAAGAACCUUACCGGGAUGGAAAAAUGUUGCGGACUUUGCGUUUUACCAUGUCAGAAGGGCUCGUCGUUUAAGGAGGACGAGGGCACAUGGAAGGGCAACGACGACGGGAAGGUGGUGAACAACCAGCCGCAGAGAAUGAUGGACGACCGCAACGGAUUGGGACCUCAAGGAGGAUACAUCGGACGUAUAACUAACGACGCUCGCGAGGAGGAGAUGGAGGAGAAUAUGGGACAGGUUAAUACCAUGAUCGGGAAUCUGCGUAACAUGGCCAUCGAUAUGGGCUCGGAGUUGGAGAAUCAAAACAGACAGAUCGAGCGUAUCAAUCACAAGAGCGAGUCCAAUGAAACAAGGAUACAGAUGGCCAACCAACGUGCCCACGAUCUUCUCAAGUAGACACACAACACAAAAACACUAAAAUGAUUACAGACUUUGAUUGCAAACCUGAUCCGUUCCCAAGUUUUUGUGCAUAAUGUUAUAUCACUACUUAAAAUUAUGACAAUAAACUCCUGGCUAUUACCCAAAGUCGGUUUUUGUUGCGUUACUAACGAUUCCGAGGGCCGGGAACGGAUGGGGUUGGGCCGUAGUUUUUUGUGAUGGGGCACACUGGUUAUAUGUUUGUUGGUUAGGGUGAGAGCAACGAAACGCGCAUUGCAAUGGCAAACCAGCGUGCCAACAAACUCCUCAAGUCCUAAGGGGAGUGGGACACAAGUCGCCUUUUAUACUCUUCUAUCAAUUCUCGAUGUUAUGGCUUAGUGUUACCUAGUUUACGAGUAUUACUAUAACAUCAUUAUAAUGUCAGGUAGGGUUAAUAUUGAAACCUAUGGCCGGUUCUACGUUGCAUUCUGUAGAGCUAACCGUUUAGUGUGUCUGUCAGGUUCUUUUAGCGAUAACGCGCAAUCGAUUACGUUCCUAAUUAUGCUCAUUUAUAACACUUAUAAUGCUUAGUAUCCACGUUAUAGCUCUUUGUAAAACUGUAUGUAGUUAGGGAAAGCACAAAUUCGCACACUUCCUGGAUGAAAUCCACUCUAGGCUAUUUUUAUUAAUUAGUUGAAGAGUUUGAAAAUUCAAUUUCGGUAUGUCUACUUACACGCCGUCGCGGCGAGGAUUUUCUCAAGGUGUGGUGCUAAUUGCCGGCGCUUAGUUAGUAGUUCAUAACUUGUACCAAGUAUUCAUAUUCAAAAUAAAUGUGAUGUGAGUUUUGGAAGAUUUGAAAUUGUUAAGUCCACAUUGUACAUAAGAUUGUCCCUAUAACUGUAUAUAUUGUUGGUAUGUGCACUAGUAUCAUGGAACUUACCCUAGUUGGUUAGAUUCUUUUUAAAUUCACAUCAAAACUUAUUCAAUUCUUUUGCGAAGGGGGUGAGUUCACGAAGAAUUGUUUUGUUCAAGUUUGGAACAGAUUAUAUACAAUUGUUAGGGGAACGCAGAUCGGAAGCCUGAAAGGCUAUAGCCUUUUUUCUAGUUGAAAUGCAAUCACUGUGAUUAGUCAUAUCCAAAUUGUUCCCAAAGGGGUGUGAAUAUUUUUGUCCUGACAUCUUCCAUUAUUUAAAAACUUAUUUUUUUUUAUUAUGUACAGUAACUUUAGUUCUAGUGCUAGUUUUUUGAUAGUGUUAAGAUGGACGAGUGAUAUUUACUUAUUAAGAAAAGAUUAAGCGUUACGUCAUUGAAAUGCUCAAAGUAUCUUGGUGACUUAACGUUCGCUGAAUUUUUUAUUUAUUGUCUUAGCAAAAUAGACAAGCUUCUUAGUCAUUUGGCAUUCAAAUCGAUAGUACCUAAUAAAUUAUUUAUAUUAUUGCAUAACAUGUAUUCUAAUAAUGUAUAGAGUAGGUGAUUUCAAAUUACAAAAUAAAAUGUAUUAUUCGA
Zophobas morio is the source of this 2327-nucleotide messenger RNA. It is a transcript of the gene Snap25, whose product is annotated as synaptosomal-associated protein 25. The transcript has 8 exons. The record is from RefSeq and is a predicted model, not a curated record. NCBI's taxonomy places the organism in Eukaryota, Metazoa, Arthropoda, Insecta, Coleoptera, Tenebrionidae. The coding region runs from base 204 to 860 and encodes 218 amino acids. Gene Ontology annotation, molecular function: syntaxin binding; SNAP receptor activity. Gene Ontology annotation, cellular component: plasma membrane; SNARE complex. Gene Ontology annotation, biological process: exocytosis; synaptic vesicle priming; synaptic vesicle fusion to presynaptic active zone membrane.